AUGGACGAACCGAAAUACGAAGAAGCGAUUAGAAUGUGCGCGUUGGAUAAAGAUAUCGAAAGCUUCGACUACGGCGAUUUGACUGAGAUAGGACAACGAGGCCUUCAUAUGAGCGGCGGACAGAAGCAGAGGAUUCAGCUCGCUCGAGCAGUGUACAACGAUGCGGAUAUAUAUCUUCUCGACGAUCCUUUUAGUGCAGUGGAUACGCAUGCAGCGGCAUCACUUUUCAACCAAAGAAGACUGAUUCUCGUCACUCAUCAAGUGGAGUUUCUAAACAAUGUCGAUAACAUUCUGGUUGUAGAAGGAGGAGGAGUUACUCAAUCGGGAAACUACGACGAGCUAAUGAUCGAAGGAACAACGUUCGAGCAACUCGUGGUUGCUCAUAAAGCAACCAUAGGAGUGCUUUUCGCGAUUCUUUUAGGGCUGAGAGCUUCGAAAGCCUUCUUCUCGGGUUUUAUUAACUCGGCUUCGUCUAAUCUAAGCGUGCUAGAUUUCGACAUCCCGAUCGGGUUUUCGUUUGUGAUAGGCUGCCUCGACCGAGAUGCUGGCAACGAUCGGCAUUAUGGCCUCGGUUACGUGGCAAGUUCUAUUUGUCGGGAUUUUCGCUAUGGUUUCUUCGAAAUACGUCCAAACGCAAAAGUGUUUCUUUCGUCAAACGCCACGCUGGAAUGGCUCGUCUUGAGAACCGAAUCGCUCCAAAAUCUCACCCUUUUCACCGCCGCUAUUUACUUGAUCUUGGUUCCCAAUAACUCUAUUGCUCCAGCAGGGCUUGUGGGACUCUCUCUCGGCACGCAAGUGUUUUUAUCGAGAUGGUAUAGUAGCUUAGCUAAUUAUAUAGUCUCCGUCGAAAGGAUCAAACAGUACAUGAAUAUACCGCCCGAGCCUCCAACGAUCAUAGAAGAUAAACGACCACAAAUAUCAUGGCCUACAAACGGCAGAAUUGAGUUGCUCGAUCUAAAGAUACGUUAUCGGCCUAAUGCUCUGAUAGUGCUAAAGGGAAUAACGUGCACUUUCGAAGAAGGGAAGAGAGUGGGGGUCAUCGGAAGUGGGAAAACGAUUUUGAUUAGUGCAUUGUUUCGAUUGGUCGAGCCUUACAGUGGCAGAAUUGUAAUAGAUGGGAUCGAUAUUUGCUCGAUCGGCUUGCGGGAUUUGAGGUUGAAACUCAGCAUUAUUCCUCAAGAACAGACUCUUUUUAGAGGAAGUGUUAGAACAAAUCUUGAUCCAUUAGGACUAUACUCCGACGACCAAAUAUGGAAGGAAACAGUGAGCGACGAAGGGGAGAAUUGGAGCAUGGGGCAGAGGCAGCUGUUCUGCCUAGGGAGAGUGCUUCUUAAGAGGAACCGAAUAUUGGUUCUCGACGAAGCAACGGCUUCGAUCGAUUCAUCGACGGAUUCGAUAUUAGAGAAGAUAAUCAGACAAGAAUUCGCCGAGCGUACCGUAAUAACUGUGGCACACAGCGUUCCAACUGUCAUAGACAGGAAGGUGGUGGAGUAUGAUGAGCCUUUGAAGCUAAUGGAGACAGAAUCUUCAUUUUCAAAGCUUGUGGCUGAAUAUAGGUCCAGUUGCACAAGGAUUUAUUAG
Erythranthe guttata (spotted monkey flower) is the source of this 1581-nucleotide messenger RNA. Lineage: Eukaryota; Viridiplantae; Streptophyta; Magnoliopsida; Lamiales; Phrymaceae. The record is from RefSeq and is a predicted model, not a curated record.